AUGGAAAAAGAGCAAUAUCAGUCGGUGAUUCGAUUCUUGUUUUUGGAAGGGAAAUCGCGCAGCGAAAUCAAAGAGCGCUUGGAUGUUGUGUACGAUGAAUCUUCUCUUUCUAUGGCGACCGUCAAAAAUUGGUUUAACGAGUUUCAACGUGGUCGCACGUCGGUUUUUGAUGAGCCACACCCAGGUGUCCCGAAAAUGGCUACCACAGAGGAUAACGUGACAAAAAUCCACGAUCUCCGCAAUCCGAAGGAGUUUCUGCGUCGUUUCGUGACCGUCGACGAAACAUGGAUCCACUGGUACACACCAGAGACCAAGAAACAGUCGAAACAGUGGAUUUCACCCGGCGAACGUGCUCCGAAGAAGGCGAAGACUGCCUUAUUGGCCGGAAAGGUGAUGGCCACCGUUUUCUGGGAUUCACAAGGUGUGAUCUACAUCGACUACCUGGAGAAGGGCAAAACGGUCACAGGGCUCUACUACGCCGAAUUAUUGGACUGA
Dinoponera quadriceps is the source of this 495-nucleotide messenger RNA. RefSeq names its product histone-lysine N-methyltransferase SETMAR-like. The coding region runs from base 1 to 495 and encodes 164 amino acids. NCBI's taxonomy places the organism in Eukaryota, Metazoa, Arthropoda, Insecta, Hymenoptera, Formicidae. The transcript has 2 exons. The record is from RefSeq and is a predicted model, not a curated record. Gene Ontology annotation, molecular function: nucleic acid binding.